Odobenus rosmarus divergens (Pacific walrus) is the source of this 1260-nucleotide messenger RNA. RefSeq names its product WW domain binding protein 1 (gene WBP1). Lineage: Eukaryota; Metazoa; Chordata; Mammalia; Carnivora; Odobenidae. The record is from RefSeq and is a predicted model, not a curated record. The transcript is spliced from 5 exons. Gene Ontology annotation, molecular function: WW domain binding. Bases 147 to 1052 code for a protein of 301 amino acids.
CCGGAUGGAAGCUCCAGCCGCGGAAUGAUGGAGGCGGCAGCGAAGAUGGGCCGGGCAGGGACCAUGGCGGUGGCAGCAGAAGUGGCAGGGGCGGGGCGCCUGGCGAUAGAGGAGGCUGUGGUCUACAGGGGGCUGUAGGUGGAGGCAUGGCUCAGGCCAGCAGCGGGAACGGCAGCGAGGAGGCCUGGGGGGCACUUCGCGUGCCGCAACAGCAGAGUCCCGCAGCGUCUUCUCUUGAGGGAGCAAUUUGGAGAAGAGCUGGAACCCAGACUCGCGCCCUGGAUGCCAUCCUUUAUCAUCCACAACAGUCCCAUCUGCUUCGAGAGCUCUGCCCAGGAGUGAACAACCAGCCCUACCUCUGUGAGAGUGGCCACUGCUGCGGGGAGACGGGCUGCUGCACCUACUACUAUGAGCUCUGGUGGUUCUGGCUGCUCUGGACUGUCCUCAUCCUCUUUAGCUGCUGUUGCGCCUUCCGUCACCGGCGAGCUAAACUCCGGCUGCAGCAACAGCAGCGCCAGCGGGAGAUCAACCUGUUGGCCUACCACGGGGCAUGUCAUGGGGCUGGCCCUGGCCCUACCGGUUCACUGCUUGACCUUCGCCUCCUCAGCGCCUUCAAACCCCCAGCCUAUGAGGAUGUGGUUCACCGGCCUGGCACACCGCCGCCUCCUUACACCGCAGCCUCAGGCUGCCCCUUGACUGCUUCCAGUGACCGCACCGGCCGCUCCUCUGCUUCUAGCUGCCCUGCCCACUGCGAGGGAACAAAUGUGGAAGGUGUUGCCUCCCACCAGAGUGCGCCCCCUCAUCAGGAGGGUGAGCCUGGGGCAGGGCUGAGCCCUGCCCUCACACCCCCUUCUUGCCGCUAUCGCCGCCUGACUGGUGACUCAGGUAUUGAGCUCUGCCCUUGUCCUGACUCCGGCGACGGUGAGCCAGUCAAGGAGGCUAGGGCUAGUGCCACCCCACCAGAUCUGGAGGACCCUUGUGUGCUGCCCCUCGAUCCUGUACCCCAGGUCUCUCCUGUGGGGCUAGCUUCCAGUGAAGGGGACCUCCCAUAAACAGUUUUGGGAGGGUGGCUGGAUUCCUUGCCCACCAGAAACAGCCCGAGUUCUCCUUGGCCUCUCCCUGCCGCCUUGAAUCUGCCUGAAAGGGGUGGAGUCCUGAGGAGAGCGGCGGUGUUUGGGGGACUGUGCUAGCUAUACCCUCAAAAAACAUACACAGGAGCCUUUGAUCUCAUUAAAGAGACGUGAACCAGCUGCUUGUGAA